UAAAUGUCGAAACGUGGUUAAAGAUGAGAGCCGUGGCCUCGAUUAUUAAAUAAUACCUCUAUUUAUUUUGAAUAUUGUAGUCACAGCGAUUGUACGAAAAUGAAGUUUGCCUAUAAGUUUAGCAAUUUAUUGGGCUCGGUGUAUUACAAGGGUAAUCUGCUAUUUACCAAUGAUGGCAUGUCCGUUAUAAGUCCAGUAGGAAAUAGAAUUACCAUAUAUGAUUUAAAAAACAACAAGUCGUUAACUUUACCCAUUGAAAGUAGAUUUAAUUACAAUGCCCUGGAUUUAUCUCCAAAUGGAUAUAUACUGAUCGCUAUUAACGAAGAGGGUGAAGCACAUGUAAUCAGUAUGAUUAGUAAAAUGAUCAUUCAUAAACAUAGAUUUAAGAGAAAAGUGCAGUGCAUCAAGUUUUCUCCAGAUGGCAAGCACUUUGCAGUUUGUAAAGAAAACACUGUUUUUAUUUUUACGGCGCCUGGAUUAUUGACAGGAGAGUAUAAUCCGUUUGUCAUGGUUAAGGUAUUUCACGAUGCCGUUGAUGAUGUAUCUUGUAUUCAAUGGUCGUUUGAUUCCAAGCUACUUAUUGUUGGAUCAAAGGAUAAGUCGACAAGACUAUACAGCCUCGAGAAAUGGAUGAACUUUAAGAAAUAUAUUCUUGGAAGUCAUUCCGACGCUAUCGUAGGAUGUUAUUUUGAAAAGAAAAACUAUGAUAUUUUAACCAUUAGCAGGAAUGGACAUUUUUGCAUAUGGGAAUGUACAAUAGAGCCUAGCGAUCUUGUUUUGUACCAGCCACCAUUAAAAAAGCUUAAGCUUAAGGACAGUGAUAGCGAAGAUGAUGUAGACUUGGACAAGGCCUUAGAAAAGACGGAAAAAGAAAAGAGGAUAAGUGAGAAAACAUUAAUCGAUAAUGCCAACAAUAUGGAUAAUGAUGAAGUGAGAACAACGAGGAGUAAAGACAAAAUAGAUAACAAAGACGUUAAAAAAUUAAUGUACAAAAGAUUGGGGAAGUAUUAUUUAGCGGAUGAAGUGCACAAAAGUGACAGGAAUGCAGUUUUAACGGCAGCAGCUUAUCAUCAGGAUACUCAUAUUUUAGUAGUUGGAUUUAAUAAUGGAGCUUUCUUUUUGUACGAAAUGCCUGAAGUUAAUAUGAUUCAUUCAUUAAGCAUGUCCAGUCAACGAAUUUCUUCUAUUGCUUUAAAUACUUCUGGUGAUUGGAUUGCACUAGGAAGUGCAGAUUUGGGUCAGUUAUUAGUUUGGGAAUGGCAGAGUGAGACUUAUGCCAUGAAACAGCAAGGUCAUAGCAGCAAUAUGAACUGCAUCGCUUAUAGUCCAGAUGGACAAUUAAUUGUAACCGGUGGUACUGAUGGAAAAUUGAAGUUAUGGAGCACGUCUAGUGGAUUUUGCUCCGUUACCUUUCACGAUCACACAUCCUCUAUUUCUGGAGUUCUAUUCAGUACAAAUCGUAAAUUCAUUUUAUCAGCAUCGCUUGAUGGUACUGUCCGAGCCUACGAUUUAAUGAGAUACCGAAAUUUUAAAACUUUUACUUCUCCAAGACCUGUUCAAUUUUCUUGCGUCGCCUUGGAUUCGAGCGAUGAAUUUGUCGUUGCUGGCGGGCAAGACGUUUUCGAAAUAUAUUUGUGGAGUAUAAAAUUAGGAACAUUAUUAGAGAUUUUAAGUGGACACGAAGGGCCAGUUAUGAGUGUGGCAUUUAAUCCAAAUCCUGCAAGUACAGAAUUAGUGUCGGUUUCAUGGGAUAAGACAUUAAAAAUUUGGAAUGCAAUUGAAAAUGGUUCCAAUCAUGAAACAAUACAGUUGAUAUCCGAUGGUUUGUAUGUUACAUACAAACCAAAUGGUACGGAAAUUGCUGUUGCAACUCUGGAUGGUCAAAUUUCGUUUUUCGAUUGUAAGACUGGAACACAGUUAAACACAAUAGAAGGAAGAAAUGACUUAGGUAGUGGGAGAUCCGACACCGAUUUGAUAACUGCUAAGAAAAGUUUAGAGGGAAAAGCAUUUACGUCGUUAUCAUUUACGGCCGAUGGAAAUUGUAUAUUAGCCGGAGGCCAAUCAAAAUACGUUUGUAUUUAUAGUGUUAAAGAAUCUAUUUUAUUAAAAAAAUUUGAAAUUACUCAGAAUCGUUCCUUAGACGCAGUUGACGAUUUUAUUAAUAGAAGGAAACUGACAGAAUUUGGUAAUCUAGCUCUGGUAGAAGAGCGGGAAGAAAACGAAGGUGGAAAUGUAACGAUACGUUUACCGGGAGUUAGACAAGGCGAUAUGGCAGCCAGAAAUUCGAAGCCUGAAAUUCGAAUAUUUAGUUUGCAAUUUUCCCCAACAGGUCAAGCAUGGGCUGCAGCUACGACCGAAGGUUUAUUAAUUUACUCAUUAAACGUUGAAUUAGUUUUUGAUCCAUUUGAACUCGAAAUAGGAAUAACUCCAAUGACUGUAAAGGAAACUUUAGCAAAGGGGGAGUUUUCGACAGCUAUUAUAAUGGCUCUUAAGCUCAAUGUAGUAGUAUUGAUACGUGAAGUUAUAGAAGACAUUCCUUAUUCUGAUAUUGAAUUAACCGCGGCAAGUAUACCAAGGGCUUAUGUAGAGAGAUUGUUGAAAUUUAUAGCCAACGAAAUAGAAGAAUCACGUCACAUACAUUUUUAUUUAUUAUGGAUUGAGGCAGUUUUAACUGAGCAUGGGCCAAAAGGAAAUGCAAUAUUACAUUUACCUACCCUCAUAUUACUGCAAAAAAAUAUGUUAAAGAAAUAUGAUGAUCUAAGUAAAAUAUGCGAUUUUAAUCAAUACACCAUAGGCUAUUUAAAACAAUUGAGCCAAAUAAAAGGGAAACAAAAAGUUAAAGAGAUCGAAGAAGAUGUUACCAGUGAUAACGAAGUCGAUGAAGAGAAUAUGGAAGCCGAAUAAAAAUCUUUAUUUCAAUAUAUAAUUAUAUUUUGUGAAAUAGUACU
Ceratosolen solmsi marchali is the source of this 2948-nucleotide messenger RNA. Its product is annotated as periodic tryptophan protein 2 homolog. Lineage: Eukaryota; Metazoa; Arthropoda; Insecta; Hymenoptera; Agaonidae. Gene Ontology annotation, molecular function: protein binding. The record is from RefSeq and is a predicted model, not a curated record. The transcript has 14 exons. Gene Ontology annotation, cellular component: Pwp2p-containing subcomplex of 90S preribosome; small-subunit processome. The coding region runs from base 100 to 2904 and encodes 934 amino acids. Gene Ontology annotation, biological process: ribosomal small subunit assembly; maturation of SSU-rRNA from tricistronic rRNA transcript (SSU-rRNA, 5.8S rRNA, LSU-rRNA).